Molecule: messenger RNA, 999 nt
Organism: Caenorhabditis remanei
Lineage: Eukaryota; Metazoa; Nematoda; Chromadorea; Rhabditida; Rhabditidae
Exons: 5
Coding region: 1-999 (332 amino acids)
Biological process (GO): double-strand break repair
Cellular component (GO): site of double-strand break; nucleus
Molecular function (GO): nucleosome binding; ubiquitin-protein transferase activity
Source: RefSeq, a predicted model, not a curated record
AUGCCAUGGUGUCAGUGUCGACCACGCUUCGCCCCGGUGAUUUAUGUGCUCUUCUUCUAUGCGAUGUACAUGUUGAUGGUGUUCCCAGUGAUGGAGUUAUUGGGUUAUGGAAUGAAAAUUCUGAUGGGGAUUGACAUUGGAACACAGUCUUCGAUGACUCGAUGGGUUUAUGGAAUCUGUCUGUUCACUUUCGUCCCGUGCUAUCUCAUCAUCUUCUACUCGAGUUGGGUAAAGCACAGAGCCAAGCCGUUGUUCACUCCAAAAUGGAAAACUAACGAACCAAUGGAAGAAGACGACGUCCAGUGCACCAUCUGCUAUGAUCUGAUUGUCGAUCCUCGAACCCUCCGUUGCCAACAUUCUUUCUGCAAAAAGUGCAUUGAUCAAUGCCUUCCUCUCACCAGACGAUGCCCUUCAUGCCAACAAUGGGUCUAUUGGAGCCGAAAGAAUAAAUUGUUCAAAUCGAAAGUUUUGCUUUGGGUUCGAGAGCAAGGAAGAGAGGAAGAAUACGAGGAGGUUCUCAAAAUUAAAGCGGAUAUCAAACCACCAAAGUAUGGAUGUUGGACAAGAUUCUGGCCUCUGGUUUUGCCGUUUUUUGAGGUCCCGGAGCGAGAGAACCAACGCCGCCUCAACGGACGUCGCCGUCGACGUCAUAUGCGUGGAGCUGUAGUCGAGCCAGUCCCAGCCGGAGAACCUGAUUCUCUUAUUGUCCGUGUUGUAGAUGAAGUCGAAGAAGACGUUUCUCUCGAACGACCACCAACUCCAGUUCCUCCUCCACUCGAAUCUCCUGAUGAACCCUCUGUUCCAUUCAGUCAUUCUGAAUCCAUUGAACUCUCUGAAUGCAUAGAAUCCCCUGAAAUCUCUGAAUCCUCAAUCGAACCAGUUGAAUCUCCAACUACUGUAUCGAAUAUCCCCGAACCGUCUGAUCCUCUUCUCUCUUCUUCUUCUUCCCUCUCCUCUGUUCAUAAGUCAACCCAUCAAUCCCUCGAUGAAAUUGUCUGA